Molecule: messenger RNA, 585 nt
Organism: Entrophospora sp. SA101
Lineage: Eukaryota; Fungi; Glomeromycota; Glomeromycetes; Entrophosporales; Entrophosporaceae
Source: the annotation of a GenBank genome assembly
AUGAUAGGUACUGCCCCAACAGGCAAUAUCUCGGUCAUUUCUAUUCACGAGACAUCCAGAAAGAAAAGAAAAUUCCAAGAAAAAGAAGAUACUUGUCAAGGCAAGCCUAGGGGCACAAAAACACGAAAGAGUUAUCCAUCAUUCCAAUCUCCGAUGAACCAAAAAUAUAACUUGUCUGCCGAAUCCAACCCAUCUCAAUUACAUGACUAUGCCAGUGAACUCGGUGCUAUGCUUCCAAAUUGGAAAGCCUGCAAAAGUGUAAAAGAAGCUCUUCGCCGACACUCAUUCAAAGAAGACCAGAUCAAGGCUCUUGUACCAGAUAAAAGGAAUGAAAAACUUACUAUCAAAGAGAGAGCUCAAUACUGUGCAAAAACUGGAUAUCCAUAUGAUAUUUACUUACAUGCUUUAGAUUUAAUCAAGACAAAAAAUGAUAGUGAUGAAGAAAUUGUCGCAUCCAGCUCACGUCUUACAUUAUUUCGUAAGGAAUUGAAAAAAGCUGGAGUUGAUUCUAAAAAACUUAUCAUCUCAAAUGUUGGGGGCUUGUCAGAAUUCAAUCCAAAUAGUAACUGUGAAAGCGUAGAAUGA